CGCCGCUGGGGCCGAGGCCGAGGUCGGCGUCACCGACCGCUCCGGGGAUGUAGCUCCGGGGAAGGUGGCCCCGUCAGAGCCCUCGGCCGCUGCCGCCGCCACCGGAGCUCGGCCCGGUUUACCAUCAAAGGGGGAUUUCUGCCCCCCAGGACUGGGAAGCUUCAGCUUUCAACCAUACUGAAGCCAUUGGUUGUCAGGUGCCAACCAGAUGUCUUCCUGCAAAGGAUCUGUGGUGGGGCAGGGCAAUGGGGCACCAGCCAGUAACCGAGAAGCAGACACAAUGGAGCUCGCUGAGCUAGGACCCCUACUAAUAGAGAAGGGUAAACGAAUGACUCCCAGUUCCACCAAAGUUGAAGAAGAGCAGACAUGUCCAGUACCCCAAGAAGAAGAAGAGGAGGUGCAGGUACUGACAUUGCCCCUACAAGCCCACCAUACCAUGGAGAAGAUGGAGGAGUUUGUAUAUAAGGUGUGGGAAGGACGCUGGCAUGUCAUCCCAUAUGAUGUGCUUCCUGACUGGCUGAAGGACAAUGACUACCUUCUGCAUGGUCACAGACCACCCAUGCCUUCCUUCCGUGCCUGUUUUAAGAGCAUCUUCCGUAUCCACACUGAGACUGGUAAUAUUUGGACCCAUCUGCUUGGUUUUGUGCUGUUUCUCUUUCUGGGAAUCCUGACCAUGCUCAGACCAAAUAUGUACUUCAUGGCCCCUCUACAGGAGAAAGUGGUCUUUGGGAUGUUUUUUCUGGGUGCUGUGCUCUGCCUCUCCUGGCUCUUUCACACUGUCUAUUGUCAUUCAGAAAAAGUCUCUUGGACAUUUUCCAAAUUGGACUAUUCAGGGAUUGCUCUACUGAUCGUGGGGAGCUUUGUGCCCUGGCUCUAUUACUCGUUCUACUGCUCUCCACAGCCACGGCUCAUCUACCUCUCCAUUGCCUGUGUCCUGGGCAUCUCUGCCAUCAUUGUAGCCCAGUGGGACCAUUUUGCCACACCCAAACACCAGCAAACCAGAGCAGGAGUGUUCCUGGGACUUGGUUUGAGUGGGGUUGUGCCCACCAUGCACUUCACUAUUGCAGAAGGCUUUGUCAAGGCCACAACAGUGGACCAGAUGGGUUGGUUCUUCCUCAUGGCUGUGAUGUAUAUCACUGGAGCUGGGCUAUAUGCUGCCAGAAUCCCUGAGCGCUUCUUUCCUGGCAAAUUUGAUAUAUGGUUCCAGUCACAUCAAAUUUUCCACGUCCUGGUGGUGGUGGCAGCCUUUGUCCACUUUUAUGGUGUCUCCAACCUUCAGGAAUUCCGUUAUGGCCUUGAAGGUGGCUGCACUGAUGACUCCCUUCUCUGAGUCCAUCUGCUACAGAGAUAAAGGAGGAGCUUCCCAAGUGCUUUUUAAAAACUGUUUCUUUGCUAAAGCGAAAGGAAGACUUGAGUUGUCUGUUUCUGGAAGAAACCUCUUAGUAAAUUCCAUACCAACUGAGCCUCAGCCCACCCUUACACCUG
Messenger RNA from Trichosurus vulpecula (common brushtail), 1485 nucleotides. Its product is annotated as adiponectin receptor protein 1-like. Gene Ontology annotation, molecular function: signaling receptor activity. NCBI's taxonomy places the organism in Eukaryota, Metazoa, Chordata, Mammalia, Diprotodontia, Phalangeridae. Gene Ontology annotation, cellular component: plasma membrane. Gene Ontology annotation, biological process: adiponectin-activated signaling pathway. The transcript has a single exon. Bases 209 to 1330 code for a protein of 373 amino acids. The record is from RefSeq and is a predicted model, not a curated record.